Messenger RNA from Salvelinus sp. IW2-2015, 3132 nucleotides. Its product is annotated as leucine-rich repeat and fibronectin type III domain-containing protein 1-like protein. Lineage: Eukaryota; Metazoa; Chordata; Actinopteri; Salmoniformes; Salmonidae. Gene Ontology annotation, molecular function: protein binding. The record is from RefSeq and is a predicted model, not a curated record.
UCUUCCAGGAGCCUAGCCAUGGCGAGCCUGCUCCUGUUCCUGGCACUCUUCGCUACGCCCGUCGCCUCCAUGCUGUGCCCCAAGCGCUGCACCUGCCAGAACCUCAUGCCCUCCUACACUGUCCUCUGCACCAAGACAGGCCUGCUCUUCGUGCCGCCGAACAUUGACCGGCAGACGGCCGAGCUGCGCCUCAUGGACAACUUCAUCACCACCCUUCGUCACCGUGACUUYGCCAACAUGAGCAGCCUCAUCCACCUGACGCUGUCGCGCAACACCAUCAGCCAGAUCAAGCCGUACGCCUUCGCCGACCUUCAGGACCUGCACGCCCUCCACCUGGACGCCAACCGGCUCACCAUGCUGGACGACACCCACUUCCAGGGCCUGGUCAACCUCAGGCACAUGAUCCUUGCCAACAACCAGCUGCACAGCAUCUCAGAGGGGGCCUUCCAGGACUUCCUGGAGACCCUGGAAGACCUGGACCUGUCCUACAACAACCUGGUGAACAUCCCCUGGGAGACCAUCGGCCUGCUGGCYAGUGUCAACACCCUCAGUCUGGACCACAAYCUCAUAGAGAUGGUCCCCGAGGGCAUCUUCUCCAACCUGCACAAGCUGGCGCGUCUAGACAUGACCUCCAACAAGCUGAAGAARAUCCCUCCAGAUCCCCUGUUCCUGAGGAUCCCAGUGUAYGCUAAGCUGAAGGGUUCUCCACUCACRUCCCUGGUGCUGAGCUUUGGUGGGAACCCGCUGCACUGUAACUGYGAGCUARUGUGGCUGAGGAGGCUGACCAGGGAAGAYGACCUGGAGACMUGCGCCUCYCCCCGAGAGCUCGCCGGCAAGUAUUUCUGGACYAUCCGCGAGGAGGAGUUUGUGUGCGAGCCRCCCAUGAUCACGCGGCACACCUCCAAGAUGUUUGUGAUGGAGGGUCAGGAGGUKAGCCURCGYUGUAAGUCAGUGGGYGACCCGGAACCWUCCACGCAUUGGGUCAGCCCMGAGGGGAAGCUGAUYGGGAACACGUCCCGCACCAUCUGCUAYGAGAAYGGCUCKUUGGACAUCCUCACCACCACUGUGAAGGACUCUGGGAAGUUCACMUGCAUYGCMUCCAAYGCCGCYGGCGAGGCYACRGCGCCSGURGAGCUGGUGGUUAACCCCUCGCCACACUUUGACCMCAAGCUGGAGCCCGAGCCUGGCCCYUCGGACAUCCCCACCUCCAUCAAGUCCAAYGCCAGCGGGGGCCACGCCCGCACCGACCAUCAGAGGGUCAGYGUGUCGGAGCUGAGCUCGACCUCGGCCACCAUCCGAUGGCCCCCUCAGGACCACAUCCCGGGGGUCCGCAUGUACCAGAUCCAGUACAACAGCUCCUCCGACGACAUCCUCAUAUACAGGAUGAUCCCUGCAUCUCAUAAGUUCUUCCUACUCAGUGACUUGGCCACUCAACGGGAUUAUGACCUGUGUGUGCUGGCGGUGUACGACGAUGGCGUCACGGCCCUAACCGGCACCCGCCUGGUGGGCUGCGUGGCUUUCACCACAGAGCGCGAGUACCGUCAGUGCCGCUCCCUCCACGACCAAUUCCUGGGCGGCACCAUGAUCAUCGUGAUCGGCGGUAUCAUCGUGGCGUCCGUGCUUGUCUUCAUCUUCAUCCUCCUCAUGAAAUACAAGCUGCACAGCAACCAUUACAAGCAGAAGGCGGCACAUGUCAGCAACGUGUGCUCUCAGACCAACGGAGGCCAGGCGGCGGGCGGGGGAGGCACUCCCAUCCCCCCUUCCUCCUCAGGCUCGGCUAAUAAGCCCAUGCCUCCUGGCCCAGUGGACAGGGUAGGGCACGACGGACCCCAUCAGGCCUCGGAAGGGGGCUUCGGAGGGCCCUUGAAAGGGACCACCGUAGUGGACUUGAACCCAGACUACGGGAAGUCAGUGAAGGACGAGGAUGCUAUAUCACAAUAACACAGGAUCUGGGACUUCCCCACCCCGCCCCCUUUUUAUUUCCUGGUGCUGGGGUCCCUCUGCCUUACCAAGGAUUAUCUCGUGUCCAAGAUUCGCACAUCACCCAUGCUCGUCUUCUGAGGUGGAGGGAGGGAGAAUGGAAAGGUAAAGUCCCCCUGGUUCAAGGAAGUUGGAAAAACAAACUCAAAAAAGAAUACAUAUGAAGCAAAGAACAGCAUUAGGAGUAGAGAUGGGUGGAUGCCAUGGAAUCGCUGUGUUCCGUCACUUAUGCAAUUCUACCUGGAACUGGGAUGUAAUCCAGCCCUGUGGAGUGGAGGGAAAUGUAUUCCAAAACCUGGGGCUUCUUUCACUGUGUGAGGAAUGAGUUGACAACCCAGACGCCUCAAAUUCCUCUCGGAAUACUUUUUGGGAUUCUCAUUGGAAUUGCCUAUUACAGAGGAACACCCUUGGAUGGUUUCGAUGAAAUGUUGUGGGUUUCGUAAUAAAGCUCCACUCUCCCUUAACGAUCGGUCACAUGCCAAAGGAAUACAAUAAGAGAAGGCGAUACAGUGUUUUGUUUUCCUCCCCAAGGGCCUUGGAAGUGUUAGCACACAUCGAUGUCACGUCGAUGCACCACUAUCAAACGGUUGUUCGGUGAUCUCUAGGGCGCUUUAUAAUCUUUAUAAUCCUCUCUCGCUCUCUAUCUCCCUCUCUCUCUCUCUCUACCACUCUCUCUCCCGCCGUCUAUAUGGACAACUGAAUAGUAUACUCAACAAUUAUGAGAUCAAAUGCAUCCAUUUUGGAUGACGGUGGAAAAAUAUAUAAUUAUUUGGCCAAAAACAUGGGCUCUCAAGAUGAGGUCAAAAGAAGCACCUGGUUUGGUUUGAUUACAUGAAGCUACAGCACAAGCAAUGCAUUGUGGUUAGAUGGUGAAAUGGUGAGUUAGGUUUCAUUCUGACACAAACUUUACAGAGAGGAAACUGACCCUAUUGUAUACCACUUGCCGAUGGAACACGGAUCAAAUACUCGUUUUCCCCUUACUGUUGACUGUGUAUGUAUUUGUAUGUGAGMUACACCUUCAAUCUUCUCUGAUUUGAUACCCAUAUUUCCUUUGAAUUAUGAAGCAACAAUAAGAAAAAAACGUGAGAUGGAAUUUUAUGCUUUCAUAGGUAAAAUAUGUGGAUUUAUAAAGAAAUAAAAUUAUUUUUCUUG